CAAUGUCUCCCGUUAAAUUCCUCUUCAUAUUCCUGUUCGCAUCAGUCACUUUCUGGCUCAUUUUAUUAUUUGCUUCCAGGUUUGUGGCUUCAUUUUUGAGCCGAGUCCUCAAAGCAUCUGUGGUCCUUAGACUCUGUGGAUGGAGAAGUUUGAGGGAUGUUAAGAUCAAGUUCGAAAGGGGUGCUGUUGAAUCUAUUUCGGUUGGUGAAAUCAAACUUAGCUUACGGAAAUCCUUGGUUAAACUAGGAGUUGGUUUUAUUUCUAGGGACCCCAAACUGCUGUUUGUGAUAAGCGAUCUAGAAGUUAUUACGAGGACUCCCGACAAAAGUUCAAAAAAAGCAACACCACAAAAACCAAAAAAGAGUUCAAAGAGUUCUGCUAGUAAGCAAGGCAAAAAGGUCAUGGUUGUGGGUAAUGUGGCAAGAUUUUUCUCUCUUUCUGUCAGAGAGUUGGCUGUGAAGACACCGAAAGCAACCCUAGAGAUUAAAGAUUUGGGUGUUGAUAUGUAUAAAGAUCGAGGUUACAAGCCAUCUAUGUAUUUGAAGUUGCAAAUCUUGCCUAUUGUUAUCCAUCUGGGUGAACCGCAUAUUAGUGGUGAUACUUUAUGUAGAUCGACGGACAGUGACGGAUUAUCUGCAGGGGAUGGAUCGACAACAGGGAAGUCCGCAGCUCAUUUCAUCUGUGAAGAAUUUGGUCUCUUAGUUGAAUUUGCUCCUCACAGAGAAACGGGUGUAAUCAUUAGAAACACUGAUAUAUCACUGGGAGAGAUUAGUGUAGACUUGAAUGAGGACCUGAUUUCCAAAACCAAGUCAUCUAACACUCAUGUUGCUGAGCAAGUUGUCGUCAAAUCUACCCCUCAAACCAACAAGAAGCAACAAGAUGCACUUUCAGCCAUCACAAAGUGCACUUCUUUCUUUCCCGAAAAGAUUUCACUGACAUUGCCAAAGGUCGACGUAAAGUUUGUACAUAAAGAGCAUUGUGUUACACUGGAGAAUAACAUCACGGCCAUCCAGUUUAAAAGCAUAAAGUCUCCAUCUGUUGGAGAAACGACACAACUUGAUCUACAGUUAGAUUUCAGUGAGAUUCAUAUUAUCAAAGAAGGUGGAACUUCUUUCCUUGAUUUACAAAAGCUUGCUAUUCUUUCUUUCAUUUAUGUACCGUUAGAGCAUACAUCACCUAUAAAAUGUGAAAUUGAUAUUAAGCUGGGAGGAAUACAAUAUAACAUAUUUAUGGCAAGAUUAAAGCCACUGAUGCAAUUGCGCCCUCCUAAGAAGAAAAACAAGGCGCCAAAUGGUGAAAAAGUUAAUCCAGUAAAGGUCGAUGAUUUUAAAAUCAUUACGUGGACAUGUACAUUCUCGGCUUCUGAGGCGACCAUUGCAGUUUUUAAUUUGGAAGGAUUGCUGUUGCAUCAUGGUUGCUUGGAGUCAUCUCAUCUCUUUGCCAACAACACAUCUAAUACAGGCACUGUAGUUGACUUUGAACUUGGGGAUUUUAAUUUUCAAAUGGCUGAUGAAAAUCAAGAAUCUUUUAAAUCAACCUUUUUUGUUGUGGAAACAAACACAGUUGCAGUACUGCAUAUAGCGAAAGUCAUCCUCAAUUUUGGCAAAAAGGACAUGGAUUUAGUCAAACAAGAUAGUUCCAACUUAAAAUCUGUUCUCUCUGUUGAUGUAAUCGGUAUUGGCAUGUGCUUGACAUGCAAACGAGUCCAAUCUCUGUUAUCCACCGCUUUAUUGUUCAAGAAAUUAUUGAGAACUCCAUCUUCUCCAUCUGGUAAAUCAUCAUCUGCACAGAGUGAAGCACCAAGUCCAAAUAAAUCAUCAGGAAAAGGAAUCCAAUUGGUUAAUUUUAAUCUCCAGCGUUUUUCUGUGAAUCUAUAUGGUGAUGUAAGCUUGGAUCAUGAAAUUGUUGACGAUCCUAAACGUGUGAAUUAUGGAACCCAAGGUGGUCGUGUUCUUAUUUGUACGUUGCCUGAUGGAACUCCACGUAAUGCAAAAGUGGCAUCAACAGCUUCUGCUGACUACAAAACAGUGAAGUACUCUAUCGGACUGGAGAUUAUUCAUCUGAGUUUGUCUUUGAACAAAGAGAAACAUUCAACUCAGGUGGAUGUUGAAAGAGUCAAUUCAGCAUAUCAAGAAAUUUUGGAAGAUGACACUUGUAGCACAAAGGUGGCAUUGUUUGACAUGCAGAAAGGGAAGUUUGUAAAACGAGCUGGUGGUCUUAAGGAGGUACCUGUUUGUUCCCUUUUCAGUGCGACUACUAUUACUGCCAGGUGGGAGCCUGAUGUUCAUUUAGCAUUAGUUGAACUCGGGUUGCGGUUGAAGCUACUUGUGCACAAUCAUAAGCUUCAAGAACAAGUACUUACAAAGGAUACCGAACUUAAGAAAGAAGGGUCUGAGGAUUUAGUACACAUGGAAAAUAAUCAAAACCAAAAGAAGAAAGAAUCUUUGUUUGCUAUUGAUAUCGAGAUGCUAACUGUCAUGGCUGAAGCUGGAGACGGUGUUGAAACAAUGAUUCAAGUUGAGUCAAUUUUUUCAGAAAAUGCAAAAAUUGGUAUUCUUUUAGAAGGAUUAAUGCUUUGUUUUAAUUCAGUAAGAGUAUUCAGAAGUGGUAGGAUGCAACUUUCACGAAUACCUAAUGUAUCUGAGCCAGCUGUUAAGUGGGACUAUGUGAUUCAAGGGCUUGAUAUGCAUAUUUGCUUGCCGUUUAGAUUGCAAUUGCGUGCAAUUGAUGAUUCCAUCGAGGAAAUGAUCCGAGCAUUAAAACUAGUCGCUGCUGCUAAAACGAAGUUAAUAUGUCCAUCUAAAAAAGUGAGUGAGAGUUCAAGUGCAGAAGCAAAGCCUAAAAAGCAGAGUUCUUCAAAACUUGGUCGUGUAAAGCUGUAUGUACGUAAAUUAACGGCUGAAAUUGAGGAGGAACCGUUGCAGGGAUGGCUUGAUGAACAUUAUCACUUAAGGAAGGAUGAUGCUCGUGAAAUGGCAGUCCGUUUGAACUUUCUCGAUGAUCUUCUUUCUAAAGGGAGCCAAUCUGCUGGUAUUGUGGAUACCAUAGAUCCUUCUAAUGAAGGAAAAAUCCAAUUGGAUGGCCAAGACAAGACAUGUGUGUAUGAUGCAUCAUCUAUUGAAAAAGAAAAAGAGGAAUUGUAUAAGAAAUCAUUUCGAUCUUUUUACGAAGCAUGUCAGGCUCGUGUGAUAUCAGAAGGAUCAGGUGCAUGCCGUGAAGGAUUUGAAUCAGGGUUUAAGUUUAGUGCCUCAAGAACAUCUCUUUUCUCAAUCGUUGGUACUACACUUGAUGUAACAUUGACUGCAAUUGAAGGUGGGGAGGAGGGGAUGAUUGAAGUUGUGCAGGCACUUGAUCCAGUUGCUCGGGAAUGUAACAUUCCAUUUGCUCGUCUCUAUGGAUGUAACCUUAUAUUGCAGGCAGGAUCUCUUGUUGUUCAGCUAAGAGACUAUUCGUAUCCGCUUCUUGCUGCAACUUCCGGUGAAUGUGAAGGUCGUCUCGUGCUAGCUCAACAGGCGACACCUUUUCAGCCUCAAACUCUUCAUGAAGUUUAUAUUGGAAAAUGGAGGAAGGUGGAACUGUAUCGUUCUGUUAGCGGCACAACUCCACCGAUGAAAACAUUUCUAGAUUUACCAUUACAUUUUGAGAAAGGAGAAGUAUCAUUUGGAGUUGGAUUUGAACCAGCCUUGGCCGAUUUGAGUUAUGCCUUCACUGUGGCUUUACGCCGGGCCAAAUUAAGUGUCCGGGACCCUAAUCCGUUCGUUGUUCCCCCAAAGAAAGAGAAAAGCUUGCCAUGGUGGGAUGAAAUGAGAAAUUAUAUUCAUGGGAAGACGACGUUGUCUUUUUCGGAGACAUUAUUUAAUAUUCUUGCUACUACUGAUCCAUAUGAAAAGUCUGAUAAACUCCAAAUGUCUUCUGGAUUUAUGGAAAUCCAGCAGUCAGAUGGUCGUAUUCAUAUCUCUGCAGGGGACUUGAACAUAUGUACAACCAGUUUAGAAAUUUUUGCCAGGAACUCAACCAUCAAACCUCCAGCUGGUGCACCGAUCCCUUUCUUAGUAUCCCCAACCCUUAUUCUUGAGGUUGAUAUGGAUUGGGGUUGUGAUUCCGGUACCCCACUUAACCAUUUUUUGUUUGCGCUUCCAUCUGAGGGUGUUGCUCGUGAAUAUAUAUAUGAUCCUUUUAGAUCUACUUCACUCUCGCUUAGGGUAAAUUUGGCCCUCAGGCCUUCUAGCUCAAAUGCUUCACUUAGUUCACCUACUAUAAAUGUAGCUCUUCACGAUAUUUGUUGGCUGAUGAACUUCAUAAACUUGAACUACCUUCCUCCUGUAAAACUACGUUUUUUUUCUCGUUACCCUCGUUUUGGUGUCCCGAGAGUUCCUAGAUCAGGCAACUUGUCAUUAGACAAAGUGAUGACUGAAUUUAUGCUUCGAUUUGAUUCAACCCCGACCAUUAUAAGACAUAUGUCAAUAGAUGAAAAUGAUCCGGCUAAAGGGUUGACUUUUAAGAUGACAAAGAUGAAAUCUGAAUUGUAUUUAGGUCGUGGAAAGCAGAAAUUCACCUUUGAUAGCAAGCGCGAUCUUCUUGAUCUUGUUUACCAGGGGAUUGAUAUGUAUAUGCCUAAGGUGUUUCUAAAUAAGGAGGAUAACACAAGUGUCAUUAAAGUUCAAACUUUAAAGAAAAACUCACUAGAUGGUAUCGUUAAUGAUAACAGUGGUAAUGCAAUAGGAAGUAAGGAAAGGAAUCAUGACGAUGGAUUUAUAUUGUCGUCUGAUUAUUUUAUAAUCAGAAAGCAAUCCCCGAAAGCAGAUUGUUCUAGACUAUUGGCAUGGCAAGAAGCUUGUAAAAAAAGUAUUGAUACAAAAUUUGUGACACCUGUGUCUGGUGGAAGUGACAGUGAUGAACGAGACAGGUCUGACCCGAGUGAUGAUGAUGGAUAUAAUGUUGUGAUGGCUGAUAGUUGUCAGCGGGUUUUUGUCUAUGGAUUGAAGCUACUUUGGACAAUUGAAAACAGAAAUGGAAUUUUAUCAUGGGGCAGUGAAUUAGCUAAAACAUGUACACCUCCAAAGCCUUCUCCUUCUCGUCUGUAUGCUCAGAGGAAGCUGCUAGAGGAGACCCAGGCACAAAGAAAUAGCCAACCUUCUCAAGAAGAUGCCUCAAAGGCUACUUCAACUGGUCAGAGUGGAAGUCCAUCUGCAAAUCAAAAGGAUGACUCUAAAUCAGAUCAGUCUCCAUCAAAGUUAAAUAAACUUGAACAUCAAACAUUUGAUGAUAUUGCAAAACAUGUCAAUAUUGAUGACUCCGAGGAGGACGAGGAGGGAAUUAGUAAUUUCAUGGUAAAUGUUAUCGAGCCACAAUUCAAUCUUCACUCAGAAGAGGCCAAUGGUAGAUUUUUGCUUGCUGCUGCUAGUGGCCGAGUUUUAGCUCGUUCGUUUCAUAAAGUUCUUAAGGUUGGUAUUGAAGUGAUUGAACAAGGAACUGGUAAUGAAGGGGAAAUUAAUUCUGAAAGUCAACCUGAAUUGAUAUGGAAUCGCUCGGAGCUUUCUAUCAUGUUGGAACACGUGCAGGCUCAUGUUGCCCCAACUGAUGUCGAUCCUGGCGCUGGAGUGCAGUGGCUAAGAAAGAUUAGUACGAGCUCGCCUAAAGUUAAACGUACCGGGGCUUUACUUGAACAAGUUUUUAUGCCUGGUGAUAUGUAUUUUCGCUUCACCAGGCAUAAUGGUGGAACUCAAGAUUUGAAGGUGAAACCUUUGAAGGAACUUGCAUAUAAUUCUGAUAAUAUAAUAGCAACCAUGACAUCUCGACAGUUUCAAGUUAUCCUUGAUGUUUUGAACAAUUUACUCUUGGCUAGGCCUCCAAAGCGUCCGAAAAGCGGUCUUCCUACAUCAGCAGAAGAUGAUGAAGACAUGGAGGAGGAAGCUGAUGAGGUGGUUCCGGAUGGUGUUGAAGAGGUAGAAUUAGAAAGAGUCAAUCUUGAACAGAAAGAACGAGUACAAAACUUGAUUUAUGAUGAUAUUCGGAAGCUCGCUAUUCCAACUGAUACUGCUGUAGAUACUUCCUCAGAAAAGGAAGCUGAUUUGUGGAUGUUAACCGCCAGCAGAUCCAUUUUGGUGCAAAAACUUAGGAAAGAACUGGUAAAUUCACAAAAAUCCAGAAAGGCUGCUGCAGCUUCUUUGAGGAUGGUUUUGCGGAAAGUUGCACAGCAACAGCUAAUGGAGAAAGACAAGAAUAAAGGCCCAUCAUGUGCUAUGCGUCUAUCUUUGCAAUUGAAAAAAGUGGCAUGGAGCAUGCUUUUGGAUGGAAAAGCUAUCUCAGAGAUUGAAAUAAAUGACAUGAUCUAUGACUUUGACAGAGAUUACCAAGAUAUUGGAGUCGCCAGAUUCACAAUAAAGUACUGUGUUUUGAAAAACUGUCUGCCUAAUGCUAAAUCUGACACACUUCUAGCUGCAUGGAAUCCUCCUUCUGAAUGGGGAAAGAAAGUGAUGAUUCGGGUAGAUGCAAAACUAGGUGCUCCAAAGGAUGGCACUUCACCUAUUGAACUCUUCCAGGCAGAUGUUCACCCGUUGAAAAUACAUUUGACUGAGACGAUGUACCGAAUGAUAUGGGGGUAUUUCUUCCCGGAAGAGGAACAAGAUAGCCAUCGACGGCAGGAAGUUUGGAAGGUCUCGACAACUACUGGCUUACGAAGAGGCAAAAAAGGGAAUGAGGCUACAAAAGAAUUAGAAGUAUCCUCUAAAUCAAUCACUGCCGAUCCCUUGGCAAAGAAAGUGAAACCAACACACGAGUUAAAAAGAAGUUCUUCUUUUGAUAAAACAUGGGAAGAAAGUAUAGCCGAGUCCGUGGCUAAUGAACUUCUAGAAGAAAUGCGUUCUCUUGAGCAGGAAGAGUUGAGUAAACCCAAAAAGGACUCAAAAGCUACAAAAGCUUCAAAAACUGUGAAAGCUUCAAAGAACAGUCAUUCUGGUCAAGAAGAAAAGAAGUCAGGCAAACCAACUGAUGACAAAAAAGGCAAGCCUCUCAUUUUGAGAGAGUUUCAUAAUAUCAAGAUAAGUCAGGUUGAACUAUCAGUGACCUAUGAAGGGUCCAGAUUUGCUGUCAGUGAUCUGAGAUUAUUGAUGGAUUCUUUCCAUCGAGUUGAGUUCACUGGAACUUGGAAAAAGCUGUUUGCGAGAGUCAAGAAGCAUGUUAUUUGGAGUGUCCUGAAGUCUGUCACGGGAAUGCAGGGUAAGAAGUUCAAUACCAAGACACAUGGGCAGACCAAAGAACCAAAUGUAGCAGAUGUCCCCACCCUUGAUCAUAUCAGUGACAGCGGCGAUGGACCUAAUGGAAAAACCAAUAAUUUGGGUUUAACUUUUCCUAAAAGGCCUGCUGAUGGAGCAGGAGAUGGAUUUGUGACAUCAGUCAAAGGAGUAUUCUCACUACAACGCCGUAAGGCCAGGGCAUUUGUGCUCCGCACCAUGAGAAAUGAAGGAGAAGAACGGAUGCCUGGGGAAUGGAGUGAUAGUGAGGAUUAUUCUCCUUUUGCUAGGCAGCUCUCCAUAACUAAAGCUAAGAAGCUUAUACGGCACCGCACCAAGAAGUUUAACUCAAAGAAAGGGUUUUCUGUAGAUGGGCUUUCAUCUUCUCCAAGAGAUCACGAAGGAUCUGAAAGUGAUUCAUCGGGUGGUGACCCUUUCGAGGAAUACCUCGAGUACAAAGCUGCCCAGGAGAAAGCUGAACAAGAUGCCACCCAGGAAAACGCUCCCGUAGAACCCCUAACAAACCCAGAAAACCAAUGAUCUUUUACUUUUUUGCAAGGCCUUGCUUACAUUUCCUAAGCCAGCGAGACAAUCUCGUUGACUAAAACAGGCAAGGCUGAGUUUUUGUUCAAUGAAACAGCCAAUGUAGCUUCUUAUAUGAGUUAUAUUUCGAUUUUCAUUUUUUUUAUAA
This is a messenger RNA of Erigeron canadensis, 7923 nucleotides long. Its product is annotated as protein SABRE-like. The record is from RefSeq and is a predicted model, not a curated record. Bases 3 to 7772 code for a protein of 2589 amino acids. The transcript has 23 exons. Lineage: Eukaryota; Viridiplantae; Streptophyta; Magnoliopsida; Asterales; Asteraceae.